This is a messenger RNA of Hemiscyllium ocellatum (epaulette shark), 2289 nucleotides long. RefSeq names its product gastrula zinc finger protein xLCGF3.1-like. Gene Ontology annotation, molecular function: RNA polymerase II cis-regulatory region sequence-specific DNA binding; DNA-binding transcription activator activity, RNA polymerase II-specific. Gene Ontology annotation, biological process: regulation of transcription by RNA polymerase II. Gene Ontology annotation, cellular component: nucleus. The record is from RefSeq and is a predicted model, not a curated record. The transcript has 2 exons. The coding region runs from base 189 to 1091 and encodes 300 amino acids. NCBI's taxonomy places the organism in Eukaryota, Metazoa, Chordata, Chondrichthyes, Orectolobiformes, Hemiscylliidae.
UCACGUGAUGCCGCAGCACGGCGCAGUGCUCGAGGUUUGGGAAGUUACAGAGAACGUGGGAUUCGGUAGAAAACAACGGAAAGAAUCUCUAUCUUAGGAUUUUGAGCAUUGAAGGAAAAAGCACCAUUCACACUGGGGAGAAACACGUAUCGUCUGUGUGUGGAAGAGUCUGUGAAAAUUCAUCUGAAAUGUCCAAACGCCAGCGCAGUCACACUGGGGAGAGACCAUGGAAGUGUGAGGAUUGUGGGAAGGGAUUUCUUUACCCAUCCCGUCUGGAAACACACCAACGAAGUCACACUGGGGAGAAGCCGUUCACCUGCUCAGAUUGUGGGAUGGGAUUCACUCAGUCGUCCCACCUGCUGACACAUCAGCGAGUUCAUACCGGGGAGAGACCAUUCACCUGCUCCCAGUGUGGGAAAGGAUUCAGUCGGUCAUUCAACCUAUUGAAACACCAGCGAGUUCACAAUGGGGAGAGACCAUUCAUCUGUUCUGAAUGUGGAAAAGGAUUCACUCGAUUAUCUAAACUGCCAGAACAUCAGGGAGAACAUGCUGGAGAGAAAACACUCACCUGCUCUGCUUGUGGAAAGGAAUUCACUCAGUCUUCCCAGUGUGAACUGGCUGGUGUAUCUGCAGGUUGGAAGAGACUAUUCACUUGCUCCAUGUGUGGCAAAGGAUUCACUCAAUCAUCCACCCUGCUCAGACACCAGCGGGUUCACACUGGGGAGAGACCAUUCACUUGUUCCCUGUGUGGGAAAGGAUUCAGUCAGUUAUCCAACCUGCGGAUACACCAGCGAAUUCACACUGGGGAAAGACCAUUCACCUGUCCUGAAUGUGGAAAGGGAUUCAUUUGCUCAUCUAAACUGCUGGAACACCAGGGGGUUCACACUGGGGAGAAACCAUUCACUUGCUCAGUGUGUGGGAAAGGAUUCACUCAGUCAUCCAAGCUGCAGAGACACCAGCGAGUUCACACUGGGGAGAAGCCAUUCACUUGCUCCACUUGUGGGAAGGGGUUUACCCAAUCAUCCAGCCUGCAGAGACACCAGCGACUUCACACUGCAGAGAAACAUUCACUCGGUGUACACACCAGCUGAUGCACCAGUGUGUUCAUUCUGGGGAGAGACUGUUUCCUUGUUCCAUAUGUUGGAAGGGAUUCACCCCGUCAUCCAAACUGUUAAUGCACCAGUGAAAUGACACUGGGUGGAUCCUGUUCACCUUCUGUGUUUGUGUAAAAGGAUUUACUGCUUGCAAACACACGAUUGCAGGUCAAGGGUUUUGCUUUUCCUGACAUCAAGGAAUGUACCUUGGUUAUUGGGCUGUUUGUAUUAAUUUUAAAUAAACUCAGCUUUACAAAAGGAGCUGACAAUGUAGGUAAAUGUUGAUACAAUUGUGUAUUUGUGUGAUAAGUUUGAAAAUGAUCACAUUGUCGCUGUACAUCAACACACAGUUACACUGAGUAAAGACUAUCUACUUGCAUAUUGUUUGUAAAGUUAUUUUGUGGAUCAACAGAACUGUUUGAACAGCAAUGGGUUCCCUCAUAACUGUCAGUGAUGGAUUUGAUGCUGCUGUUGGCUAUAUCCAGAAACGUGGUAUGAUGAUAAUUAUAAAAUCACAGGUUCAGUAACCUGUUUGGAUAAAAAUAAAUCAAAUCGGCUUUUUGUUAAAACUAUGAGCAAAGAGACCUUGGAGUGCAGGUUCAUAGCUCCUUGAAAGUAAAGUCGCAGGUAGAUAGGAUAGUGAAGAAGGCGUUUGAUAUGCUUUCCUUUAUUGGUCAGAGCUUUGAGUACAGGAGUUGGGAGAUCAUGUUGCAGCUGUACAGGACAUUGGUUAGGCCAUUUUUGGAAUAAUGCAUGCAAUUCUGGUCUCCUUCCUAUCAGAAGGAUGUUGUGAAACUUGAAAGGGUUCAGAAAAGAUUUAUAAGGAUGUUGCCAGGGUUGGAAGAUUUCAGCUACAGAGAGAGGCUGAAUGGGCUAGGGCUGUUUUCCCUGCAGUGUUGGAGGAUGAGGGGAGACCUUAGAGGUUUAUAAAAUCUUGAGGGACAUGGAUAGGAUAAAUGGACAAAGUCAUUUCACUGAGGUGGGGGAGUCCAGAUCUAGAGGGGAAAGAUCAAAAGGGACCGAAGGGGCAACAGGUAACUAAUUCCAGUCUCAUUGUUUCAUUAAUGUUUCUCAUUUGGUGAACAGCGUUGUUAUCUCAAAUUAGUUGUUUCUUUCAAACUAUAGAUUCUAGAUAAAAAUUCUUCAGAUAAUCACAAUAACUGUAAAACUUUAUAUGCCAGGUAUCUCCUUACUC